This is a messenger RNA of Populus nigra (black poplar), 1374 nucleotides long. RefSeq names its product small polypeptide DEVIL 13-like. NCBI's taxonomy places the organism in Eukaryota, Viridiplantae, Streptophyta, Magnoliopsida, Malpighiales, Salicaceae. The coding region runs from base 410 to 685 and encodes 91 amino acids. The record is from RefSeq and is a predicted model, not a curated record. The transcript has 2 exons. Gene Ontology annotation, biological process: negative regulation of cell population proliferation.
UAACACAGCAGCAGUGUCUCCAAAAUAAACGAUGGAUCUCCAAGAGGAAGGAGGUUCAAGAAUCAGGAGAUCAUAUGGUAAGAAUACAGACCAAGAGACUUCAGAGAACCAGCCAAUAAGAUGACGCCAUGAGAGCAAAUUAAAAAAAAUAUGGAUACAAUGUGACCAAAUAUACAAAAAAUCGAGUAGCAAAUUGAACACUGGCUCACAUCUUGAAGCCCAAAUCACUAUUACUAUAUAAAAUAUCAAAGCCCCACCACAGUCCCGAGUCGCCUCCUUGAUCAUAUAUCUCCCUCUACCUCUCACACACUGAACUGUUUCUCACUCUCAUACACAUAUACAUACAAGGAAGUAUCAUAUCAUAUUACUUGCUAUUACUAGCUAGUCGCUACUAGUUUCCAAGGUUUAGAUGGCUGAGAAGUGGAAGCUAUCGAAGAAAGAAGGUUCAUCUUCUUUCACAAGAAGUUUCUCAACAAAGAGUUCAUCUUCCAAGGCUCCUCUCUUGAGGAGCUCAUCCCUUAAAAUCUCUUCUCCAAAGUGUCCUCUUCCAAGGAGUUGCUCUCAAAAAAGCUCUUCCAUUUCACGUAAAUGUAGUAGCUUAGCCAAGGAACAGAAGGCAAGGUUUUAUAUCAUGAGGCGCUGUGUUGCCAUGCUUGUUUGUUGGCACAAACACGGUGAUUCUUGAAGGAACGUGCAAAGAGAUCGAGAUUGAAAUGGCAUCAGAUCAAGCAAUAACAUGGAAAAGGACCACUUUAUGAUCAGAAUGUCAUUGAUACAAAAUAUUCCACCACAAGGUUAUUUACAUGUCACCUGCGAUAAGAGCAGCGUCGGAAGUUGAAAUGAAGCCGCAAAAUCCCUCUAUCAAACGCGCUCUUGAAUCCCUUUUUAUGUCCCGUGUCCCAAUCUCUGUCCACAAUUCGGAAUGCCAUGUCCUCAGAAGGUGGCCCUGCAUGAAACCUUAGAAUGCGGGUCUCACCAUUGAUCCCAUCAUCCUCACAUGUAUAAGUUGGAGUUUCUGUCCUGUUAAUCAGGUCUGGUGAAAGAUAGCAAACUUGUAUCUUCGCACAAUCUUUGGAGGUGGAUUGUCGUGAUCAUAGUGAGUCCUCUUAUAUUUGUUCCAUUCAUAUCCAGUGUGAAUAGCAUCGAAAUACUCGGGCUUUCUCGGUCGGUACUUGUCGUCGUGCCACCAUUCUACAUGUGAAUCCUGGUUCACUUCUGCUGGCGUGGGCCUAGGAGUUCGUUUUAUUUAGUUUCCUUUUUCUGUAAUUAAUGUUAAUAAGUCAACAUUUAUGUAAGAUUAAGAAUUUUUUUUAUGGAGGUGUCAAAACUUAAAUUUUACUAGUUUUGAAUCUAAAAUUUAAAAUUAUUAAAGAA